Molecule: messenger RNA, 3092 nt
Organism: Centruroides sculpturatus (bark scorpion)
Lineage: Eukaryota; Metazoa; Arthropoda; Arachnida; Scorpiones; Buthidae
Product: probable serine/threonine-protein kinase DDB_G0277165
Exons: 12
Coding region: 203-2575 (790 amino acids)
Biological process (GO): actin cytoskeleton organization; protein phosphorylation
Cellular component (GO): nucleus; cytoplasm
Molecular function (GO): ATP binding; protein serine/threonine kinase activity
Source: RefSeq, a predicted model, not a curated record
UUUUUCUCUUUAAAAUACUUCAUGAUAAUGUUGAUAUAAGUAGCUCCCCUAGCGUAUGUAAUUGGAACUAUAUAGAUACAAAAGGAAACUGGUCGCCUUUUAACACGGUAGAAGCAAAGAUGAACUAAGUUUCUUAAUGAAUCAUUUAGAAGAUAGAAUAAUACUCCUAAACAUUUUGAAAUUUCUGUAAUAAUAUGGCAAAAUGUCUGUUGGUGGUGAAGCCCUUGUAUACAACUGCCAUUCUUUGGAACAAUCACAUCAUAAUAUGACAAAUUAUUCACAAAGUGAAACAUUGAAUAUUGAUAAUGUAGUUGAUAAUAUUGAUAACGUUGCAAUGUUGUAUCAUGCUCAAACAAAGACAUCACCUAUAACUUCAUGGGUGCCAGGGUCUUCGUGCCAAGCCUUACGCCAUGCUGUUUCUACACUUAAUCGUCUUGAUGAUUUCAACUGUGAAAAAAUUGAUUCUGGUUUUUUCUCUGAAGUAUUUAAAGUGACACACCGAACGACCGGUCAAGUGAUGGUAUUAAAAAUGAAUACGUCGUUUAAUAAUCGUCCUAAUAUGCUCCGGGAAGUCCAGUUAAUGAACAGAUUAUCUCACGCAAACAUACUUAGGUUGAUGGGUGUGUGUGUUCAUAAAGGGCAGUUACAUGCGCUGACUGAAUACAUCAAUGGUGGCAGCUUAGAACAACUAUUGUUAAAUAAACAAGAAGAAUUGCCAUGGUCCGUGCGUAUCAGAUUAGCUUUGGACAUUGCCAGAGGAUUAUGUUAUUUACAUUCUCGAGGAGUAUUUCAUCGUGAUCUUACUUCUAAGAAUGUCUUAAUUAAAAAAGAAGGCUUAGAGAUGAUAGCAGUUGUAGGUGAUUUUGGUUUAGCAGAAAAAAUUCCUGAUCCAAGAGAGAGAAGUCAAAGGCUUCCGAUAGUUGGUUCACCUUAUUGGAUGGCACCAGAGUGUUUACGUGGAGAAUGGUAUGAUGAGAGAGCAGAUAUUUUUUCAUACGGAAUUAUUUUGUGUGAAAUAAUAGCUAGGAUAGAAGCUGAUCCAGAUAUACUUCCACGUACAGAGAAUUUUGGAGUAGAUUAUGUUGCCUUCAGUGAAAUGUGUCCAGAUUGCCCUCCUAAUUUUCUUACAUUAGCAUUUAGUUGUUGCAGAAUUGAUCCAAGGAGCCGUCCCUCUUUCAAAGACAUUGUUAAUCAGUUAGAAGCUUUAAUGUUCAAUCAAUAUCAUCAAAAUUGUUUAAUCAAUCAGGUAUCAUCAUACACAUCUGGAACUGAUGAAGCCGAUAAUUUUGAUAGUGUUCAAGCAAUAUUUGUCCAUCGUUGGACACAUCGAGCUUCAGUACCUUCAUUGACUGUUGAUCAUUUGUGUAAAGAUAAAGAUGAAUUACCAUUGCGUGUUAGAUCCUACAGCACAAUUCCUAUAAUGAAAAAGCCAGUUGAUGAACUAUCAGUGAAACCAGUUACACCAAAGCAUAUUGGCGAAGUCAUGUCAUUACGUGAUCCUGAUUAUAAACCUAACAAUAAUUUACAAAAUCCUUUUGCUUCCCUACCUCGAUUUUGGAACAGGAAAAAGAUUUUAGAAACCAAUAAUCAUGAGGGAGAUCAAGAACUUGCUCAUUCUUGUUCCUUUCAGUUUUCUUCUCCUUCAUUUAAAGAUGAAAAUCAACAAAAAUCAAGGAAUUCAAAGAGAAAAUCAAUUGAGAAUAGAGAUAAAGGAAUUAAUCAUCAAUUUUCACAUUCAUUGCCUUCUUCACCAACAUUAUGCAAAGCUUUAUUUCAACUACCUGACCCAUCAGAUGAACCAAUGAUGUAUUCUUUGGACCAACCUUAUUCACCAUCUUCAUCCCUUUCGCCAGUAGAUCAAGAUAGCUUACUCAGUUUUAGUUCCGUCCAGAAUAAAUCCAAAGGUGAUAAAUCAAAAUCUCCUAUUCAGAAAAUUUAUCAUUCAGAAGAACAAGCUCAAGUCAAUAACAUAUUAGUGCCUCCAAAUUUAUCUGAAGAAGCUAUAGUUUAUCGCAAUAAAACAAGUGCCAAACAACGUCGUGCAUCCGGAGAAUCUGGAUUUUUUAGUGUCGGAGAUAGAAACAGCACUUGUGAUUUGGAAUGUUGUUGUCAAAGUGAUACGCCAUCGUCAUGGCAAAAUGAAAAUAAAGACGAUGCAUUGUCUGAUGAUAAUCUUUACAUUUGUGAUUCUGGAGACUAUGAUAAAUACUCCCCAGAAUCGCAACAAACUUUUGGCAGCUAUAAGAAACGUUUUCCUUUAUUUUGUUCUGAAGAUCCUGGAUGUUGUUGUGGUUUGACAUUAUCUUUCCAUUCUAAUUCUGUGGUAGAAACUAAAGAACCAGAACCCAAAAAAUUUGAUGGUUCUGAAUGCUUAGUUAGAGUUGAUUUUCCUUUAUGUUUAAAUGAAAAUGAAACUAAAAAGCUUGAAUCUGUAGAAAUAAAACAAACUGUAAAACAAGAAGAAUUAGAUUCUAGUCAAAAUACCUUUUAUAAUGAAGAGCUUUCAACAAGUUUGCAAGAUUGUUGCAUGAAGAGAAAAAGGACAACAAAGUAUAUCCACAAUGUGGAAAUUUGAGUGAUUCAGACAAGAAAUGAAGAGCUGUAUUCAGUGGAUCGUAAAUAUCUUCAUUCUUCUUUUAUCUUUCUUUCUUUUUUUCCUAUCUUAUAAUUUUAACCAACUUAUUUCUAAAUUUAAUCUAAAUUAAGAAAUGGUAUUAUAACUUUCUGUCUUUUGCCAUGAUUUAUCAUGGAUGUUGUCGCUCACUUUUGCCACAUGAAGUCAUUUCGAAUCUUGAAUUUAUAAAAUUUAUAUUCAAAUAUACCGUAUCUUAGAUAAUACAAAAUUCACUGGCAUAUAUCUCAGGAAAUACAUUUAAAAGCUGUAACAAUUGCUUCUGGAUAUUUAGAAAAAAAAGGACUUUUUAGUCAACUCCUUUCAGAGUAUAAAUAAAUAUAACAAAUGGCCAAAGAUUAAGUACAAGUUCAUGUACAAAAGAAAAAAUAACAUACAAAUGUACAGAUAAAAGUUUAUAUCUUUGUCAAAUGAAAUAUUUGAGAAGUUGCCAGUAUUAAAAAUAUAUCAAAGUAUAUUU